Molecule: messenger RNA, 1902 nt
Organism: Fusarium musae
Lineage: Eukaryota; Fungi; Ascomycota; Sordariomycetes; Hypocreales; Nectriaceae
Exons: 4
Coding region: 1-1902 (633 amino acids)
Source: RefSeq, a predicted model, not a curated record
AUGCUUUCUGCUGAACCAUCGUCGACUCCGAUCACCGCCUUGGCUAUGGAUGGUGGGCAUGUUGAUGGGUUGCACAAGGGGAAGACGGAGAGUAUUCAAAUACCUCAUGUCAAGACCACUGAGAAGGACGAUGAGUCUAUUGCUUCCGGCUCAACCGACUCUCAGUCCCAGCUCAAGAAGAGACUCAGUGCAGAUAUGUCGAAAGAACAAGUUGAAGAUCUGGUGCGCAAGUUGACCAUCGAUGAGAUGAAGACAAGAUGGUUUGACGAGAUCUUUGAAAAAGUCAAGUCUGAGCUGGUUGAGGAGCACUCACCAGCAGAUACGCCUUCAUCCUCAGAACCUUCAAGCCCCAGAUCACACCCUGCCAAGCCUGCUUCUCACGAAUCUGUCCCCCGAGAGCCUGUUCGCGAAGAGCCAAAGAAGCAGGAAUCAGCGUCUUCGUCCUUCGACUCCAAGAACAAGUCUCACAGCAAUCCUUCUUCCAGCCGCAGCUCCCUCGGUAGUCCUACCACGUCUUACAUCUCCGACUCUGCCUCUUCCCGUGCCUCCAAUCGUCCUUCUUCACCCCCAAAACCAGCUAUCAAAGAGUCCUCACCGCCUGCUCCAAAGUCUCGGCCAUGCGUACGAUUCUCCAAAGCUCCGAUCAUUUUGAAUGAAGGCCCCGAGCCUCGACACCCUGAACCGCGGCCAACAUCACGAUCUGUGCCGCCUCCAGAACCGGUGAAACAGGGCCCAGCACUAUCAGCUGUUGACCUGAAAUGGGGUACACUUUUCGAUGACAAGGGUGAGCCUACCAAGAGACUUGGUCAGGUUCUUCGAGGAAUCGCCAACUAUUUGAUCACUGAAUACAGCCCUCACAACUCACUCGUCGUCACUCCGGAGAAGCUCAAUGCUUUCUAUCUCGAAUACAAGCUUGACACAGAGACAUUCCCCUUUCAGCAAAUCUUUGACUGUGGACCACACGGAGCUCUUGAUAAUCUAGAAACACUGUAUCAACACCUCCGAUGUGAGAACCACCUGAUCCAAAGACGCCCCGGAGGCAUGCCACAUAUCCCAUCCCUUACGCCCGCUGGUUUCGAGCGUUGGAUGACAUGUCAGCUUCGUGCAUUCCCCGAUCAAGAAGCCAAGCGUCUUAACCACAUCAUGACCGAUCUUCCCAUCACAGCUGAUGGUGUUCUCGUCGAUGACAAGCCCGAGCGCUUGCCGAAGCAGAUCUCUCGACAUCUUCUUCCAGCGACUCGGCAUCGAGAGACACAUGAUCUUGUGGUUGAUGCUAUUGCGGGGUGGAUCAAACAUACUGAGGAGAAUGAGUCUGAUUACAGACGGACCUCUUCUGAAGAUGUUUACAAGAUCAAGGAGAAGUCGGGACGGUAUAGACCUGAUGACUACCGAGAGCGUGAGAAGUAUCGACGCGGAUCGAAGGAUAACCACAGACAAUCGCCUUUAUCCUCCUCCGGCCGUUUCGUCUCCCGUGUCGGUUCAGACAGCACCAUCCGCCCCUCAAAGGAAACUCCUGUAUCUUCAGGCUCAAGCCACAGAGCCAGAAGCCCUGUAUCCAACCGGUAUCGCCACUCAGCAUCUGCCAUAGACAGUAGCUCCCACGCCGUCGAUGCCUACGAUAUACCCUCACCCAGUCAUCGCAACAGCCAUCCCACCAGCAGCAGUCGACGCAGCCGGGACAAAGAGUAUAGAUACUCUUCAAGCCCCAAGUCAAAGUCGCCGAUUGAAGCAACUCCAAGAACCCUACCCCGGCGAGAUGCUGAUCGGCGAUCAAGCUUGAUCUUUGAAGAGACGGGCAAGGAUCCCAGUGGCAUGACUUACGAUGAGUACCUACGAAUGAAUCAACGACCGAUGAGAAAUGCCGUUGUAGAUGAUGGUGGACAUUAUCGCACGACUUACUGA